This is a messenger RNA of Rhincodon typus (whale shark), 1043 nucleotides long. RefSeq names its product tpd52 like 1 (gene tpd52l1). Gene Ontology annotation, cellular component: cytoplasm. The record is from RefSeq and is a predicted model, not a curated record. The transcript has 6 exons. Gene Ontology annotation, biological process: positive regulation of MAP kinase activity; positive regulation of apoptotic signaling pathway. NCBI's taxonomy places the organism in Eukaryota, Metazoa, Chordata, Chondrichthyes, Orectolobiformes, Rhincodontidae. The coding region runs from base 20 to 673 and encodes 217 amino acids.
GGGGUCGCUGCAGUAUCGGAUGAGAGUGAGCGUCCUGUAUCCUGAAGGUGGAGCGGAGCGCAGGUGUGAACCAAGAGUUCGGUUCCCAACGGAUCCGGGAUUGACAGCGAGUUUAAUGGAGCUCAAUGAGAGAGCCCUUUUUGAAGCCAGAUGUUUUGCUGAUCUGGGUUCUGAUAUUGACCUCGGAAUGCUCCCUGAAGAGGAAAAAGAAGAUCUUGGUGUAGAAUUGGCAAAGCUAGAAGAUGAAAUCUCUACCUUGAGACAAGUUCUAAGUGCCAAGGAGAAACAUCUAGUGGAAAUAAAGCAGAAGAUGGGCAUUACCCCACUGAAUGAAAUAAAACACAACUUAAGCAAAAGCUGGCAUGACAUGCAGACUUCUGUGAUAUAUAAAAAAACACAAGAGACUCUUAAUGCCACAGGGCAGAAGGCUUCAGCAGCCUUGAAUAAUGUAAGCUGUACACUUGGCAAGAAACUGGGAGAAAUGAAAAAUUCUCCAGCGUUCAAAUCCUUUGAAGAACAGGUGGAAACUACAGUUAGCAGUUUGAAGUGUAAAGUUGGUGUACCUGCCCACAGCAGUGGAAGUUUUGAAGAUGUGCUGAAUUCUACUGCCAAUGCCAGUGUUCAGGAAUCAAUUUCAGGAAAUCGUUCAACUAAAGAUAUCGAAUUUUUUUAAAUCUUUUCUAUAAUACUGUAGGAUUUAAAAUGCAUAAAUCUUGGUGUUAUUAGAUUUUAUUUAAAAUUCAGUAUAUCUAUGUCUCCUGUUUAUAUUGGGGAAAACAGCCUGGAAUUAUUUAAAACAAAAUAGUGGGAAGAAACUUUCUACAUUAUAUCAAUAGAAAAUUGUUUCACAUACUUUUAUUCUUGGACUGUCUUUCUAAUUUAUGAAGUGCUUAUUCUAAGCUCCAUUUGUACUUGUAUUGCAAUGCAGUAAGUUCACAAGUUUUGUCAAACCACUCCUGUUAAAAGGAAUGUUAAUUGAACCAAAAUGUAUUGUACUUCUGAAGUCUUACAGAAAAAAAAUAAAUUAUUUCUUGAGAACGGUC